Limanda limanda (common dab) is the source of this 3310-nucleotide messenger RNA. It is a transcript of the gene nucb2a, whose product is annotated as nucleobindin 2a. The transcript is spliced from 13 exons. The record is from RefSeq and is a predicted model, not a curated record. NCBI's taxonomy places the organism in Eukaryota, Metazoa, Chordata, Actinopteri, Pleuronectiformes, Pleuronectidae. Gene Ontology annotation, cellular component: endoplasmic reticulum-Golgi intermediate compartment; extracellular exosome. Gene Ontology annotation, molecular function: calcium ion binding. The coding region runs from base 20 to 1576 and encodes 518 amino acids.
CUGACGGCUCCGGCGACCAAUGCGGGCGUCACUUCCGGUCUCACAGCUAGCACGGCCGGCUGUGAGCGAGCUAGCUGCCGACGGGACUCCAGCGGAACAGAUGACGUCCAGGAUGCAUAACAAAAUGUGUUGGGUCCUUCUCAGCAGCUGGGCUCUGCUGCUGCUCCAGCUCCUGGGCUUGGAGGCAGUGCCCAUCAGCAUGGACAAGACCAAAAUCAAAGAGCCAGAGAUCAAACCUGAGGAGCCUCCAGCCAGUGUGGACACUGGACUUCACUAUGACCGCUACCUCAGGGAAGUCAUUGAUUUUCUCGAGAAAGAUCAGCACUUCAGAGAAAAGCUCCACAAUACAGACAUGGAAGACAUCAAGGCAGGAAAGCUUGCUAAAGAGCUGGACUUUGUCAGUCACCAUGUCCGAACAAAACUGGAUGAACUGAAGAGGCAGGAGGUAAACAGACUGCGAACCCUGAUCAAGGCCAAACAGGACAUAGAAGGAGGGAAUGACAUCGCAGUGGAUCACCAGGCUCUGCUGAAACAGUUUGAGUAUUUGAACCACAUGAACCCACAUACUUUUGAAGUGGAUGACUUAGAUCGACUCAUCAAAUCGGCAACCAAUGAUCUGGAGAACUUCGACAAAGAAAGACACGAGGAGUUCAAGCAGUAUGAAAUGAUGAAAGAGCACGACAGACGGGAGCACCUGAAAACACUGGACGAGGAAGAAAGAGUGAAAGAGGAGGAGCACUACGAGGAGAUGAAGAAGAAGCACGCAGAUCACCCUAAAGUCAACCACCCGGGCAGCCAGAAUCAACUGAAGGAGGUGUGGGAGGAUGCUGACGGCUUGGACCCUGAAGAUUUCGACCCUAAGACCUUUUUCAAACUGCAUGAUUCCAAUGGAGAUGGCUUCUUUGACGAACAGGAGCUGGAAGCGUUGUUCACCAAAGAGUUGGAAAAAAUCUAUGACCCCACCAACGAAGAAGAUGACAUGCUGGAGAUGGAGGAAGAGAGGCUGCGUAUGAGAGAGCAUGUUAUGAACGAGGUGGAUUCGGACAAAGACAGGCUGGUCUCUUUAGAGGAGUUCCUGGUUGCAACAAAGAAAAAGGAAUUCUUGGAGCCCGAUAGCUGGGAGACCCUGGAGCAGAACCAGGCGUACACAGACGAAGAGAUGAGGGAGUUUGAGGAUCAUCUUGCUCAGCAGGAACAGGACCUGAACCUGAAGGCUGUCGACCUCCGGAAACAGAGAGAAGAGCUGGAGCAGCAACAGGAGCAGCUCAACGCACAGAAAAUAGAGCUGCAGCAGGCAGUAGAGCACAUGGAACGAUUGAAAUCACAGAAAGUAGAACCCCCUCCAGAGGUUCAUGUUGAAGGAAAUGCUAUUCCAGAGAUAUAUCCAGUGGACAAUCAGUUGCAUCAUGAAGAAGAGGCUCAACCACAAGAGCAUCAGCCUGCAGCUCCAGAUGCAGCUCAGGAACUCCACGCACAACAACUUCAAGACCUGGGUCAGCACGGUCUCCCCCAGACUCGCCAGGAUCUGCCGCCAGGCCACCAGGAAGCUGCAGAAAGCCAACACAACCUGCCGUAAUAGCUUUAUCAGAACUUUCAACACCAGACUUUUGCAGCACCUCCACUCUAGCGUGCAGAGGAGAAAACCCUCCCGAGUUUCACCAGUAUGACUUGGGAGUCUGGAGCGAACUCGAGAUGAAGGAAAGCAGCACAAGCGGAAUCCCUGUUGAAUGACACCAGUGUUUGAUAAUAACUGUAAUCUUUGGAUUCAUAGUGACCAACCAAGGGCAUGCAUCUUAAAAUGUGCAAUCUUAGUUGUGUUUGAUGAGGUUAGAAAUGAUCCAGAAUGUUUGGUAAUGCAAUCAAUCAAAAUAUAUAUUUUUGUUGAACUUAGUCGACCUGCUGUCGGCUGUUCAAACUACAGAACCUCAAAAUGCCACUGGCUCCACUACCUGAUGGUUUUGUUGCAGGAGCUUCUCAAAUGUCCUCAUUGUUUUCUGACUUUACUACAUAGAAACAUCCCUAAACCUUUUAGAUAGAGAUUAAUUUACACGUGUGGCUUGUGGUGAAAUGCUUCACUGGACUUUUUCAGCCAUUUUUGUUAUUUGAGUUUAAGAUUUUUUUAUCAUUGCAUUUGACUUGGAAGAAGAGGCACUGUUAUGAUUUUAACGAGUUUACAGCAAUCUGAUGCCAUAACAGGAACAAUUUCAACUGAAAAAUAAAGGUUAAGACAAACUUUUAAAAGACUUUUCAAAACAGGAUAUUUUUGGGCCACACUACAGCUCCACUCCACUUUGUUGUUGAAUUAAAGUCUCCAGGUUGUCGAGAUAAGGAAAACAUUUUAAUCAUCCAACAAAUAACUAACAUUUUCCCCUAAAUCCUUUGCGCUGCAGUUGAUUAAAUAAAGCAGUCAGUUACAGUUUGGUUCUACCAAUAAUAAUUUAUGAAACAACCUUAUCAUACAGAAAGAACCGUUGAAUCCCUGAAUAAUUUAAUUUGUUCCGUUACACUUAACAGUACAACAUGCUUUUUGAUUUUGGCUUGUUCAUACAUGGAUGUAUGUCAUGUUUAUUUAUGAUGAUCUGAUCCAAAUUGAUCAUGACUUCUAAUUUGCUUGAUAAAACUGUUUCGAUAGUUUAUCAUUUAGUAUAUAAACAGCGUAUUUUUGAUUAUUUCCGCUGAUUGAAAGUUUUUAUUAGAGAAAGGGUGCAGAUUUUUCCAGUGACACAAUCAAAAUACAGCAGAAUUUUAACCUGUUUAGGUCAAAGUAUCAUGAAUGUUUUAAUUACUUUAUACAUACUCAGUGUAUGCGCACACACAUUAAAACCAGUAACUUGUUUUAAUGUUGUGAAUGGCCAGUGUAGUUUUACUCAGUUCACAUCAACUUGUCUGGCUUGAUCCUAGUUUGAAUAACAAACUGCAGAUUUUCUGAUAAACCAGCAGUUUGAUGAACUUGCUGCCUCUUCUCGUGUUGCGUGUCCGUCACGCUGGCAAACCGUGUCCAUGGCGGACGUGUGUUAACUUAGUGCCACUUUUUUGCAUCCAGUCAAACAGCUCUGCCUUACUGUGGUUUACUUCAUACUAAGUUUUGACAUGGAAUACUUUUGUUUUCUCACCAUGUUUGUUUUCUGCGUGCCGAGCGUAGGAAACAACACUGCGUCAUGAUUUGCACAAAAUUUUCAGGUGGUGUUUCCGAUUACUUUCUGCUGGAUUAAAGUCAUUUGAUGGUACUGUACACCUGCCUUCAACAUAAGUUAUCUUUCAGGUUGAUCACCUGGUGAAUGAUGUAUUAAACUUUCACAGUAUGAUGGAA